CUUUGCGCCCAAAGGUCGCUUACUCUUCUGCAAGCCACCAUGCACGCCCAAUGAAAGGCGCCAAUCACCGUCAAAGUCAGGCAACUUUUGUUUAUCCAUGAUUUGUCCUUGCAAGGGACACCACAUGUCUUCACGCAUCUCCGUCUUUCCUUUAGGUCUAUAUAUUCACCUCCCUUUCCACUCCCGUCCUGGUCUAUAUAUCUCAACCUUUAGCAAUCACAAUCAUCAUGCCUCCCAGUCGAAAUCAUCCACACACCCGCCAAGAAUGGGAGGCCAUCCGACCUGUCUUCAUGAGGCUGUACAAGGAAGAAGACAAGAAGCUUUCGGAUGUCGUGAAAAUAUUGGCAACAGAGCACGAUUUCCUUGCGAAAGAAGUCCACUAUAAGAGGCGCAUUUGCACCUGGGGCUUGGACAAGAAGAAGAAGCACCCAGAGAUGGCUUUCGCAUCCCGCGUCAUCGCAGACCGCAAGACUCUCGGCAAAGCCACGAGGCUGAGCAUCCGAGGCGACGCUGUCUCCAACGAUGAUGUGCGGAAGUACUGGAGAAGAAAAUCAUCAGAGCCUGACGCUAUGUCGCUUGUCGCAGCCACGCCGCCAGGUGUCGUUUACUGGACACCAUCACCAUCGCCUGCCGCCAGAGAUCCUUCGACGUCUCACGCAGAACCCGUGAUGACUUCCGAGGGGGACGACGAUAAUGACCCACAGCCUUACGAACGGCUUAGAGGAUAUGUUUUCACACCUCAUGUAACCCCUUUCAUGACCCUAAAUCAUCUCGAACCUCCACAGAUGGUCUUGCAUCAGGCGAAAAUCUAUAUUCACAGCAGUAUGGAAGCACGCCACGACCUCGAACGCAAAGAUCACGAGGCAUUCACCGAAGUUGGAGGAUUGAUAUCCCGUUGGCUCUUGAAGGUAGCCUUUGGAGUGACACCCUAUACGGCAGCAUUGGACGAGCUCGCAAUUGACGAGAUGCUUCCCAAAAUCGCAUCCAAGAUGAACCCAUUCUUUUUGACGACCGUGGUCGCGCAGAUGGCUGUCUACUGCGUCUGGGGCGAGCGUCAAGGUUACCCUUCCGUGAAACAAGCGUCCAGGAAGCUGCUGUGGAAACUCGUGCAACAUACUUCCGCAGCAUACUCGAGCUCGUCUCCACUAGCCAUACUAUUCCGGACAAUUGCGCAGCACUUCAACGAGAUUGGCCCUUGGACGAAGGCAAUAUUGGAAGUGGCAGAAGACCUCUUCGUCACCUCAUUUGGCAACGGGACCUCACUGACCUGGUCGCUGUACGAGAGUCUGGCACGGAUCUAUUAUUGGGAUUUCAACGAUCAGAUGACCCUCCAUUAUGCACAGAGAGCUGAAGAGGCUGCUGCUGCUUCCAGAUACAAAUCUGUUCGGAAAUCACUGAUAACGAAAGAAGCACUGAUCAGUGCUCACAUCGAUUUGUGUGCUCUUGAUCAAGCCGAAGCCGAAAUCCAUGCCACGCUUGCGAUCCAUCUGAGAGAGGACUUCGGACAUAAUGCACAACAUCGUUUGCUUCUUUGCUUGGGUGAAAUCAGACGAAUGCAGGGAAGAAGAGGAGAAGCCCGGUGGCUGACCGAUCAGGUCCUGAGUGCCCGUCUCGAGCUAUUCGGACCUGGAGAUACGCUAGUCAUGGACAUUGUUAACGUCUAUUACAAGCGCUAUUACAGUGCUUAUGCCGCCGAAUCAUCUGGUCCCGUGCAGAGUGGUUGCCAGGAGCCAUUGAGCUGGCGUUGCGAACAAGUCAACUUGCUGUACAAUAGCUGAGAUAGUCUUUCGUAGGCGAAUCCAUCACCAGUCGCCCUUGUCUUGCGUCUUCCAUGUCGGCAGCAACGAUUGUCCUGACUGCAGCCGUAUCCGAGCUCUUUCUGCACCAGGAGUUACAUUAUGUCGGCCUUACCUGCCGUUCGCCAGCCAGACAGCCAGUGAUCGAGGAAGCAGCGACGCUCCUGCCCAUUAAAGUCAACCGUUCAUCUGAAGACAUUCUGCCACCUCAUCCCAACACCACUCUUCCACACUCAUCAUACACCCAAGCAGCCUUUCUCACAUAUUAAGUCAAGACACAAGCAACAAUGUUUCGGUCAUCACACGGCAAGCGCCGGUACAGCGACUCCCGCGAUCCUCUCCCAAAGCACAAGCGGCCUUAGAUAGGCGUCAGCGAUGGCUCCCACGAUAUCCCAACUGACAGCCAUCCCC
Exophiala viscosa is the source of this 2207-nucleotide messenger RNA. RefSeq lists its product as uncharacterized. The record is from RefSeq and is a predicted model, not a curated record. The transcript is spliced from 3 exons. NCBI's taxonomy places the organism in Eukaryota, Fungi, Ascomycota, Eurotiomycetes, Chaetothyriales, Herpotrichiellaceae. Bases 228 to 1778 code for a protein of 516 amino acids.